This is a messenger RNA of Orcinus orca (killer whale), 2257 nucleotides long. It is a transcript of the gene CALHM5, whose product is annotated as calcium homeostasis modulator family member 5. Bases 63 to 1010 code for a protein of 315 amino acids. Gene Ontology annotation, molecular function: monoatomic cation channel activity. Lineage: Eukaryota; Metazoa; Chordata; Mammalia; Artiodactyla; Delphinidae. The record is from RefSeq and is a predicted model, not a curated record. The transcript has 2 exons.
ACUGCCACAGCUGCUCUGCCAAUAAAUAAGAGCAAAACGUUUUCCCUUUGUGUAUCUCCAUCAUGGAUGCUUUUCAGGGGAUUUUAAGAUUCAUCCUUAACCGGAAAACUGUUAUUGGCUACAGCUUUUUGGCUCUGCUGACUGUGGGAGGUGAGCGUCUCUUUUCACUCGUGGCUUUUAAGUGUCCCUGCAGCACUGAGAACGUGGUGUACGGAUUGGUUUUCCUUUUUGCUCCUGCCUGGGUGUUACUGAUCCUGGGAUUCUUUCUGAACAACAGGUCAUGGAGACUCUUCACAGGCUGCUGUGUGAAUCCCAGGAAAAUCUUCCCCAGGGGCCACAGCUGCCGCUUCUUCUAUGUCCUCGGUCAGAUCACUCUGAGUUCAUUGGUGGCUCCAGUAAUGUGGCUUUCUGUGGCUUUGCUCAAUGGGACGUUUUAUGAAUGUGCCAUGAGUGGGACCAAAAAUUCCAGACUCCUGGGGCUGAUUUGCAAGGGCAAGCCCAAAGAGUGCUGGGACGAACUUCACAAGGUACCUUGCGGCAAAAUCAGCAUGACCCAUACAGACAACGAAGAACUGAAACUGUCCCUGCAAGCCCAGUCUCAGAUUCUAGGCUGGUUCCUGAUUUGUUCAGCAGCUUUCUUCUCUCUGCUCACUGCUUGUUAUGCUCGCUGCCGAUCAAAAGUUAGCUACCUUCAGCUGAGUUUUUGGAAGACGUAUGCACAAACGGAGAAGGAGUACUUGGAAAAUACGCUCCUGGACUAUGCCAAAAAGCUGAGUGAGAGGAACCUGAAAUGCUUCUUCGAAAACAAGAGGCCAGAGGUCUUCUCCAUGCCUACCUUUGCAGCCUGGGAGUCUGCUUCAGAGCUGCAUUCUUUCCACCCAAACCAGCAACAUUACAGCGUCCUCCACAGGGUGGUGGAAGAUGGUCUGGAACUUCGCCCUGAGGAUGACGAGACUACAAUGGUGCUUGUGGAUGCUUCUCAAAAUGUGCAGCUCACCGACCAUCACUGACUCGUGGUGUCUAGACAUCUUCCUACUGCAUCAACAGCUACCCGAGCAUCUCUGCGUUUUCUCACAUUUAGUGUUUCUUUAUAAGACAAUAUCGCAAAGGCAAGCAGCUUUGCAGCUCCCAGCUGCAGACAGUGUCAUGUGCUCAAACUGAUGCUGAGUGACUGGCCAAGGAUGGUGACAGAGGUGCUGUCGCAUUUGUCGGGGGUUGGGCUCAGGGGCUUCAAGUUCUAAGAUUUUAGGAUUGACAGUGAGACUCAUGCAAGAAGGUCUGCCACUCUGUGUAAAUAUGGUCAUGGCAUCCGGGGGUAGCAGUGGUGACUUGGGAGUGAGUGUGGUACUCUUAACAGACUUCUGUACAGUGGGAUCUGCAGUGUAGUUGGUAGAAAUCCUCACUCAGUAAAUCUAUCCUACUGCCUUUCAAGGAUGUGUGAAAUUCUAUCAUUUGAAAUUCAUUUCCUUGGAAUCUGAAGACACCGGUUCUCAAAAUAACACAUUAAAAGAAUAUGAUGCAUAAAAUUCAGAGCUUUUCACAUGUUUCCACUAUGCACUGAAAGCAGACCCCUACGGUCAGGGCUGUAUUAUGACUUUUGUGGGCUCUAGGUACUUUUGCCUUCAUGAAACCAUUUCUACGUUAAAAAAUACACAUACACACAAGCACAAAUAUACAUAUAUAUAUUUAUGACUAUUGAUAUAGACAUAUAUUAAUAUUACAUGUUAAAACUUUUUUUCAACCUUGAAGUUCAUUUAUUUCCUGUGACUUUAUAAGAAACUAAAAACACUUUUGUGGGCACUUACAGAAUGCAAAUUUUGCAUUCUAUUAUGUAAUAUAUCCACAUUAGUUUAAAUAUACAGAUAUAUUAAUUCCCUCUAAAUCUCUGAGUGGGAUUGAUAUUUAAGGGAGAGGCACCAUGUUCUAUGCUGUGGCUCACAUCUUAUACCACAGAGAGUCCUUGCCUCCUAGUUGGAGAAUCCUGGGGAUGAACUCCUUAUUACUAUGGAACAUUAUCCCAAAUUGGGGAAAGGAUCCUAUAGGUAUAAGACCUGAAACAACAUAUCCUUGGGAACUUGGAGGUGCAGAGUCAGGUUGUGUGUGUGUGUGUGUGUGUGUGUGUGUGUGUGUGUGUAUGUGUAGGUGGGAGAGUGGGAGGUGGGGGCUGUGAUGUUGCAAUAUUUGAAAUAUUGUUUGGGUUUUAAACAUGGUAUGUGAUAAAUGUUUAACAACUGGCUCUCAAAAAAAAAAACAACAA